Schistosoma rodhaini is the source of this 5939-nucleotide messenger RNA. NCBI's taxonomy places the organism in Eukaryota, Metazoa, Platyhelminthes, Trematoda, Strigeidida, Schistosomatidae. The record is from the annotation of a GenBank genome assembly.
GACUCACAGAUGACCUUGUGGCGGGAGUUGUAGGUGAUGUCGAAUGUUGGGAUGAUUUCCAUGAAAAUGUCUGCUUCAUGGGAAGCUGAAAAGUCUUCAUCCAAUGCAAUUCCUAGACUCUGUAGCCUUAGUUUGGUGCAAAUAAUAUUGGAUAGGCCUAUUGAACCCGAAUGCCCAAACACAGGAUUUUAUGUAGUUGUUCGAAUGCGUGGUACAGCUCGUCGGGUUUUACGUUCACCUGAGAUCACUCUUAUUUGUCCACGUGCUUCGCAGCCACAAAACGGGGUUGCAAACUUUCAUUCAAACAAUGUCCAACAUAAUCCGACUGAGAUCGGCUGCGGCGACUCAACCGGUCAAGGAGGAUGCCCUCUUUCUCUUAACACACUUGGAUCCUUAGUUGGCGGUGGCGUUUCGGUUCUUAUUGACUUCACGUGCAAUAUUCAGUAUUCACAUUUCCUGACUCGUGAUUCUAAUACGCUUCAAAUUUUACUCCAACGUCGUAAAAAGUACAAAAGCAAAGCUGUGAAUUUAGGAUACAAGACAUUAGCCUACUGCAAUGUCAGCCUUGCCCAAGUUUUACAACGCCGUAUCGAAAAUCGAUUUUUAGAUUUAUAUACCGAUCCAAAGUGUUCCACUCAUCCAAUUGGUAGAAUCGAAGUUUUAUACUUAUCAAGUUUACCUAUUGAAAAAGAUUUAUUAAACGGAAAGCGUAAAGUUGUCGAUGAAGAUGAAGAUUAUCCUAUACCAGAUGUUUAUAGUGAACAAGACGAUUCAGAUCAUGUUGAAGAAAGUGAUGAUGACCAGAUAGCUGAAUGUGAAAUAGUUGGACAUAGUCGUCAAAAAAAGCUUGUUAAAGCUAUGUCUGUUGGUUGUGUAAAUCAAAAGCAAAUUAAACAAAAAUUAAUUGGUUUAUUGAAAAAAUUAAAAAUUAGUGAUCCUAAUGAGGUUGAUUUAGAUGUGGCUACAACAUCGAAAUUAUGGGAUGAAAUUGAUCGUAUAGCGACAGCUAGUGAUAUCGAAGAAGAUUCAGAUGUGGAAAGUUAUAAUUUAGUCUCAAUUCAGAGUACACCACGACCAACACUUCGACCUUUUUUCGCCACAGCCGGUAGCUCUGAUGAUACAUUGAGUGCUGAUGCUGGAGCGAAAUUGUUGAAACGCCUACAAAGAGAGUUACUUGCUCAAAGUGAGACUGAUACAUCACCUGAUACUGCACAUCUACGGUCCAUGUUAGCUUCAGUUGGUAAAUCGGUAAGCUUUCAAAACCCAUUCGGAAAAUCUUCUGGGAAGUCUGAUCUACUACCGUUAGAGAGAUUUACUGCACUACCAGGUUCAUCUACGACAACAUUUACUGAUUCAGGACCUUUGCAGUCCACUGAUUCUUCACUUCUUCAACGAGGUGGUGGUCAUAUGAUGAGUUUAGCUGGUGGCCGUUUCGCCAAACGAUUCGCACAUAUUCGACGACGAUCCAAUUCAAAGCAUAUUUUUGGAAUGCAUAAACCCAGUAAAUCUAACUACAACCAGGAAUCUGAAACGGUUAACCAAGGUGUAGAAAGUAUUAAUAUAGAAAGUGAAUCGUCGGAUGAUCACUCUCCAACUGAUGGUGGAUUAGAUCCUUCUUGUUUAUCUUUAUCUCGUGGACAAGAUAUAGUUUCUGAUUAUUCCGCUUUACAUAAUUCUUCAGGAGAUUUCUCUCAAGCUAUAAAUCCUACACUAUGUUCUACUCCAGAAGCUAAUCGUUCGUAUAUUUUAGGCGAUAGAUUAAUUUCCGAUGGAAAUAUUACUUAUGAUGAAAAACAAAUUCAUGAGAAGACCCCAACCAAUUGUAAUACAGAUUUCUCAUCUGGUGAAAAUAUAUCUUUUGAAGCAUCAGCGAAUUCUUCUGGUACUUCUGCGGAAAUCGAUCCAUCAAAUUUAGAAAAACUAGCAAAUGUCACAUUUAUUGUUGGUAGUUUCGAAAAAUCUGGAAAAAUUGUAUUUAGUCUAUUAUCUGAAUUAAAUCUACGUUUAUUUAACGUAAAUUCACUCAAUGAAAUGCGUACAAUUUUCACACGUUUGGCCAAUGAAGCACAAAGUUAUACACGACGUAUAUCCGAUGGUGAUUAUAUUAAAAUUUGUAUACUUGGUGGAAAUUUAUUAAUUAAUCUUGUCUUGCGUGCUUAUGUUGACCAAUUAAGUUGUAGAUCUACAGAAUUGAUAGCUGCUUUUAGAUUUUUCAUUAUACCGAUUGAUGGAUUAACUAAAUUUAUUCAUAAUUCAUCGUCAUUACAACAUCAACGAAGUCGAAACAAUCUAAUGAAAGCUAAUCAGAUAUCCGAAAUUGGUAGUCAACAACGACAACAUCAUACAAUGGAUACAUCAAUUAACACUGGAUGGAAUCAUUCUAAUGUGAAUGAUUCAGAUUCUGAUCGUACUUCGCUACCAUCAAUUCAUGCAUCAACUUACUUUAACAAUCUGUUUACUUUUCAUCUUUGUCAAAUUGAUCCAAUUUAUGGAAGCUUAUUUUCAGAAUUAUGCAAUGAGUCUGCUUCUGUCGAUGUUAAUUCUACGAUGAAUGAUUUAGAUUUGUUAGUGUUACGAUCUGAAUUGGUUAAUCGUAUUGUGAAAUAUUUAACAAAUGGUAAAAAUGUCUAUGCAUUUCCGAUUGGAUCAUGUCUUCUUGGAUCAUCGAAAAAUAGUUCAACUAAUGUAAAUAAAAUGCAAAAAUCUCUAACAACAGAUUGUACUAAUGCAACAUCAAAUUUAUCUUCAACCAAUAUAAAUAAUGCAAAUCAGUCAGUUCAAGGAAUGACAGACCAGAAUGCUAGUUAUUCAGAUGGGAUUUGUUGUUCAGGCAAUAAUAAUAAUAUUCAGAAUGAAGAAAUGGUUAUUCCAUUCAUUUUAAAUGUUCGUCUUGGCAAUUGUUCAACAUUAACUUAUCCUGGCUUACUGACAACUGUUCCAACACAAAUUAAAUCUCAACACCAACAACAGACUAGUCGAUCAUUUACUGCCGAUUCACCUCAUUCAUUUAAUACAUCUACAGUAGUAGGAAAUACAAGUACUACUGACUUAGAUUUUAAAGCACCUAGUGAUCCAGAACAAUCUUAUACUAAACGUAAUAUUAGUCCUGAAUCGGUUUCACAUAAUACAAUCAUAGCACCAAGAAUACGUCGAAAUUUCUCACUAUCGUUUCGUUCACAUAAAACAUUACUUAAAAGAAAAUCUUCGUGGGGAAAUGGAUCUUUUAGAACUAAUAACAACAGGAGUAGUGCUAGUAGUAGUAACAUUGCUACCACACUUUUAUCUGAUAUGCUACCCGGAUCACAUUCUUCUGCUCAAAGAAGCGGUCAGUCACCAGUAUUCGGUUCCGAUCGACGCCUUUGGGAUAUCCAAAUAGAGUACUGGUCGACACCAAACCAGACUACAACAAUAAAUAGCAAUAAUCAAAGUAGUCAAAUUACUUCAAUGUCAUCGUCGUUUUCAUCCGCGAAUUGUGUUUCAAAUAAUAUCACUAAUAAUAGUGUUCUUUCUUGUCCUACAAGUCCACCAAGUACAACAUCGGAUCCUGUGUUACCGCCACGACGUUCUACUGUAAAAACUAUAUCUCCUGGUUUAGUCGUCACGAUAGAUUCAUCAGCCAAUACAAUUGGUUCUGUGUUAUGUUCGCCACAUCGCAAUGUUGACAUAUUUAAUUAUGGUAUGGAAUCUCAUUCCAACAGUUUAGUUUAUUCACCAAAUCGUCAUGUACAAUGCAAUUUAAAUCAAACACAUACUCAACAUCUCGCUCUUGGAUUAUGGACAAAGGAAAAGAAACAAAAAAUUAUGCUUAUCGGUCGUAAAGGUAAAGAACUUAAUUGUCGUUAUGAGUUGAUUACUGGUAUUCAACGUCUUUUAUGUACUGGACGUUGUUGUAAUCUCCAUAAUACCAGUUCAACUAAUAGUACCGAACGUUCAAAAGAUACAGAAUCCAGUCAUCAUCAUUCUUCAUCAGCCGGCUUAAUAACAGAUUCAAACGUUCUGUGCUCUCCAGAUUAUAAAACUUCAAGUACAAUAUCUGCAUUAGGCUUAGCGUUGACUGGUGGUAAUGCUAGUAAUUGUGGUUUUUCAGGGUUUACUGGGAACAAUAAUCAUAUGAUGAGAGUUUGGAUAGAUGGUGUUGAAUGGACCGAUUUAAAAUUUUUUCAAAUCACUCCUGUUUGGCGUACACAUGUCAAAUGUUUUCCAGUUGUUCUAUUGAAUACUAAUCAGGUGGACACAGCAACUCUAGUCAAAUAAAAAUAAUCAUAAGUUUUAUUUCGACACGUUUAGUGAGGUUGAUCUGGUAAAAAAAAGAAAACCGAAUGUAUAGUCUAUGUAUUUGUUCUGUAUGAUUGUAUUGUUUUUGCAUCUUUUCUAGAAGUUCUCUUUUCCUCUAGCAUUUUUUUUUGUUUAUUCUUGAAUUCUAAUGCCAAAUACUAAACUCAAUCAUAGCAGUGAAUAAUAAUUGUAACAAUAAUGAUAACUAAUUCAAUGCAUUUAUCAGUGGUAUUAUUUUAUUCAUAUUUAUGUGUGUUUUUCAUUUCACCACAUUUAUUUUUUGCUUUCAUAAUCACUGUCUUCCAGAUUAUGUUGUUCGAAUAGAUUUUAUUUUGUUUGUCUGUUUAUAAGAUAGAUAUCCAUCCUUCUCAUAUAUUGUAGAUGCAAGUCGUCUUUUGUUUCUGUCUAUCCAUUUUCGGUAUCUGAUUACAGUACUAUUUGAAAUAAAUUCUAUCUAUUCCUUCUAUUUACUUGUUACUCGUUGUCUUUAGACAUUUUUUUCAACUUUGUUGCAACCAACUACCUUACUUUCUGUUAAUUUCAUCAUGAAGUAUAAAUUAAUUUCCAUAUUCAAUGUCUAUUUUCUGUCAAUCCAAAUCAGAAUGCUUGUUUCUUUUUAAAAAAAUCCAACUUGAGAUGUUUUUACCCCAUCGUCAGGUAGUUUAUAUAUCUGUACACAUAUAUAACGUUUCCGGUUAUGUUUAUUGGCCAGUGUGUAUGUCCCACUUUCUUUAUUGUUAAUUCUCUGGUUAAUCACGAUUAUUUAUAGUUUUACAUAUAUUUUGUUUUGCUUUUCUAAGGAAAAACUUUUAACCUAUGAAUGCUUUUUUCUUCCAUAUAUAUAUCGCAGAUAUAAGUACACAUCGUUUUGUCUUUCAUAUUCUGCUUCAGAAAUUAUUGUUACCGCAAAUUAUUGUGACACUGAUCUAAAGUUUUAUUUGUCAAAUCAACAACAACAAAUUAAUGGACUGUAUAUUAUAUCUUUUACAAGUAUCAGUUGUAUCAUGUACGUGUCAAAUAAAAUUAGGUUUUUUUUCUUUGGUAGUAUUCACAAAUGAAUUGCUUUGUUUUUUGUCUAACAGAACCUUGAUAACAUAGAAAAGGCUUUCUGAAACUAAUUGACAAGAUUUCAUGUGCUUUUUAUUGUUCUAUGUAAUAUUAUUUUUUAUCUAGUUUCAUGCUUCGUUGUUUUGGCUAACAUUAUGUCUAUCAAUAUUAAUGAUAUUUUAAAGGUUUUCUUUUUAUUUAUUUAGGAUCAAUAUUUAUUAUCAUUAUUGAUUUUGUCUGCCAUGGCUAUUUUGUUUUAUAUGAACUUGUUUCUUAUGACUGCAACAUUCUUAUUUAUACGCUUUGUGUUCAAUGUUGAUUGUGUUCACUUCAAAAAGAUGAUCGGUAUGUUUAUAUAUAUGGAGAGAGAGAGCAUCUCAUUAACUUGCUUUUUGUCCCUUCCACAGUUUCUUGUAUGUACAUCUUUUACAUGAUUUUUCAAUGGAUAUUUAUCUUUACACUUGGUCAACUCAUAUUUGGUUAUUUAAAAACGAAAGCAGAAUUUAUCUUCAAUAAUUAUUUUUAAAUUUAUAAUUCUAAUAAGGAUUAUUGUUGUCCAAUUAAAAUCAUUCUCAGUAUUUGAAAAAUAAAUAAAUUGUCUAAUUAUAAUUUUUAUC